CUAAUGUGUGUCUGUGGACUAUGUACUAAAUACUUUCACUUUUAAUAAGAUUAAUAGGUAGUGUGCUACAUUUGGGUUCCAAAAUGGUGUUAACGUGAUAGAAGAUACGUUUGUUUUCUUUUAUUAAGGAUGAAAUUUUUCUCGGUAAUCAUUGUUCUACUUUUCCUUUCCACUUCGUACGCCCAAGUUGCAAACCUCUUCAAAGAUUUGAUCCAAUUCAACCUAGCUGGGCACCCUGUACUUCAUAAGGACCAACUGUGGCCAUUCGAUCCUGAUGUUGGGAAGAGGCGCUCUAGACAGUAUCAGGAAUUAAAUGGACAUUUUGGAGAGAAAGCCAUUGAAAGAUUAGGUUUGGGAAUCGAUGGAUACGAUAUCGAAAGGUUGGAGGCUCAGAGAAUAAGAGACGCCGGACAUCUAAAUGGAGUUGAUUACAAUGGCGCAGAUGGAUUGUAGUUUCAUGGGAUAUGUUGAAGAAUAGUCUUAAAUUUCAUAAAAAUAAAAAUAUUACUUUCGGUAUCAUUUUUUAUUGCAGAUUUGUUAAUACCAAAUUUAUAUUUGUACUAGUCAUGUAGAUGUAAUAAACAGUAAAUGUAAAUAA
Messenger RNA from Diabrotica virgifera virgifera (western corn rootworm), 598 nucleotides. RefSeq lists its product as uncharacterized. The transcript is spliced from 2 exons. The coding region runs from base 130 to 453 and encodes 107 amino acids. Lineage: Eukaryota; Metazoa; Arthropoda; Insecta; Coleoptera; Chrysomelidae. The record is from RefSeq and is a predicted model, not a curated record.